Molecule: messenger RNA, 2364 nt
Organism: Chionomys nivalis (European snow vole)
Lineage: Eukaryota; Metazoa; Chordata; Mammalia; Rodentia; Cricetidae
Gene: Igdcc3
Product: immunoglobulin superfamily DCC subclass member 3
Exons: 14
Coding region: 1-2364 (787 amino acids)
Biological process (GO): cell-cell adhesion; axon guidance
Cellular component (GO): axon; plasma membrane
Molecular function (GO): protein binding
Source: RefSeq, a predicted model, not a curated record
AUGGCUGCGCCGCGCACCGCGUCCCCGCGCCGCCCGCCGGAGCUGCGCCGGCCCCGGCUCCUGCUGCCGUUGUUGCCGCUUCUGCUACUGUUGCCGCUGCCCGCACCAAGCCGGGGUCUGGGCCACUCGGCUGAACUGGCAUUUGCUGUGGAGCCAAAUGAUGGAAUUGCAGUCCCUGGACAGUCCAUAGUGCUGGGCUGCAGAGUGGAGGGGACCCCUCCAGUGCAGGUCUCCUGGAGGAAGAACGGAGCAGAGCUGCCUGAGGGCACCCACUCUACCCUCCUGGCCAACGGGUCCUUGCUGAUCCACCACUUCAGGCUGGACCAGGAAGGUGGCCCUUCAGACGAGGGAGACUAUGAGUGCGUGGCUCAGAACCGCUUUGGGCUGCUGGUCAGUCGGAAGGCCCGUAUCCAGGCUGCAACCAUGUCAGACUUCCACGUGCACCCCCAGGCCACCAUGGGUGAGGAGGGUGGUGUAGCCCGCUUCCAGUGCCAAAUCCAUGGGCUUCCCAAGCCCCUUAUCACAUGGGAGAAGAACAGAGUCCCCGUUGACACGGACGAUGAGAGGUACACAUUACUGCCCAAGGGGGUCUUGCAGAUAACAGGACUUCGGGCUGAAGACAGCGGUGUCUUCCACUGUGUGGCCUCAAACAUUGCCAGUGUGCGGGUCAGCCACGGGGCCAGGCUUACUGUAUCAGGCUCAGGCUCCGGGGUCUACAAGGAGCCCACCAUCCUGGUGGGGCCUGAGAACCUCACCCUGACAGUGCACCAGACUGCGGUGCUCGAGUGUGUCGCCACGGGCAACCCGCGCCCCAUUGUGUCCUGGAGCCGCCUGGAUGGUCGCCCCAUUGGGGUGGAGGGCAUCCAGGUGCUGGGCACGGGAAACCUCAUCAUCUCGGAUGUGACCGUCCAGCACUCAGGUGUCUAUGUCUGUGCGGCCAACAGGCCUGGCACUCGGGUGAGGAGGACAGCCCAGGGCCGGCUGGUGGUUCAAGCCCCAGCAGAGUUUGUCCAGCAUCCCCAGUCCAUCUCCAGGCCGGCUGGAACCACGGCCAUGUUCACCUGCCAAGCUCAAGGUGAACCACCCCCUCAUGUCACAUGGUUGAAGAAUGGACAAGUGCUGGGGCCGGGAGGCCACGUCAGGCUCAAGAACAACAACAGCACACUGAGCAUCUCUGGAGUUGGUCCUGAAGACGAGGCCAUCUACCAAUGUGUGGCUGAGAACAUUGCUGGUUCAUCCCAAGCCAGCGCCAGGCUGACCGUGCUGUGGGCUGAGGGGUUGCCAGGCCCCCCACGCAAUGUUCGCGCUGUCUCUGUGUCCUCCACCGAGGUUCAAGUAUCUUGGAGUGAGCCUCUAGCCCACACCAAGGAGAUCAUCGGCUAUGUUUUGCACAUCAGGAAGGCUGCUGACUCACCCAAGCUGGAGUAUCAGGAAGCUGUUAGCAAGAGCACCUUCCAGCAUCUGGUCAGAGAUCUCGAGCCCUCCACGGCCUACAGCUUCUACAUCAAGGCCUACACACCAAGGGGGGCCAGUUUAGCCUCUGUCCCCACCCUGGCCAGCACCCUGGGGGAAGCCCCCCUCCCGCCCCCGCUAUCGGUGCGGUUGCUGGGCAGUUCCUCUCUGCAACUGCUGUGGAAGCCUUGGCCACGGCUGGUCCAACACAAUGGGGGCUUCAAGCUGUUUUACCGUCCAGUCAGCGCAGCCUCCUUCACCGGCCCCAUCUUGCUCCCUGGGACCGUCUCCUCUUACAACCUCAGCCAGCUUGACCCCAGCACCGUGUAUGAGGUGAAACUCCUCGCCUACAACCAGCAUGGAGACGGGAACGCCACCGUCCGCUUCGUGUCUUUAAAGGGAGCCUCUGAGAGGACAGCCUUGAGUCCCCCCUGUGACUGCUGGAAAGAAGAUGUCACCAACCAUACAUCCACCACAGGCAUUGUCAUCGGCAUCCACAUCGGAGUCACCUGCAUUGUCUUCUGUAUCCUCUUCCUCCUGUUUGGCCAGAGGGGCAGGGUCCUCCUAUGUAAGGAUGUGGAAAACCAGCUCUCCCCUCAGGGUCCCCGGAGUCAGAGGGACCCUGGUAUCCUGUCCCUGAAUGGAGUGAGCCGAGGAGAGGGGGGCCAGCUCGGCCGAGAUGAGAAGCAUAUGGAUGCCAAGGAGUUGGAGCAGUUGUUCCCCACAGCUGGACCAGCUGGGCAGCCAGGCUCCAGGCCCACUGAUCCUGCAGCCCCUGCUCCGUGUGGGGAGACCCAGCUCUCCGUGGUGCAGCUUCAAGGCUUCAGCCCUGUGCCAGGAAGGACAGCAGAGGCCAAGCCCCCCUUUGCAGGGCCUGGGCCUGCCCCAGAACCCCAGAACCCCAGGAUGUAG